AUGCUCGGUGUCAUCUAUCGCAGCCCAAUCUGCCUAGCUGAUGACUUUGUUUUAGAGCACAUUCAUCUUUGGAGUGAAAAUACCAGAUGUUUGAUAAUAGGAGACUUUAACGCACCUGAUAUUAGUUGGACUGAUAUGACCACAGCAGGAUCUAUAAACUCCUUUGAUAGUAAGUUCCUGAUAACAAUAAUGGAGCAUGCACUAGUACAGCAUGUAUCCCAACCCACACGUUUUGGUGUUAACCAGGGUUCUUCUCUGCUGGAUUUGGUAAUCACUCAUGAGACUGAGGAUAUUGUCGACUUCAAUAUUCUCCCGCCGUUAGUGAACAGCGACCACGCUGUUUUGUCAUUCACGUUUCGUACUAGGGACAUGUUAUACGAUCAGGUUACACCUCGCCCAAAUGUAUGGAAAGCUAACAUAUCAGCCAUUCAGGAAUGUGCUGUUAAGACAAAUUGGUUAGUAGAUACUAGCAUAUCAGUUGAAGAAGCAUGGUCUGUAUUUAAAGGUAAAUUUAGACUAGUCACGUCCCCGUUCAUACCAUACCUGGUACCGCGAAGACCGAAUAAUAGUCCACCAUGGAUAACUAAAACGGUCAGGAAACUCCUUAGAAAAAGGAAGAAUCACUGGGAUAUGUUCAUCUCUACUGGCUUAGAACAAUACAGAUCCAGUUAUUGUAAGAUUAGGAAUGCCUGUAAAGCGUUAAUAAGUAAGACUAGACUAUCAUACGAAAAACAAUUGGUUAGGGAUUCUAGAUAUAGUCCGAAACGGUUAUUCUCGUAUAUAA
Messenger RNA from Schistosoma margrebowiei, 784 nucleotides. The record is from the annotation of a GenBank genome assembly. Lineage: Eukaryota; Metazoa; Platyhelminthes; Trematoda; Strigeidida; Schistosomatidae.